Messenger RNA from Hypanus sabinus (Atlantic stingray), 1119 nucleotides. It is a transcript of the gene st8sia5, whose product is annotated as ST8 alpha-N-acetyl-neuraminide alpha-2,8-sialyltransferase 5. Gene Ontology annotation, biological process: N-glycan processing; oligosaccharide metabolic process. Gene Ontology annotation, molecular function: alpha-N-acetylneuraminate alpha-2,8-sialyltransferase activity. Bases 1 to 1119 code for a protein of 372 amino acids. The transcript is spliced from 7 exons. NCBI's taxonomy places the organism in Eukaryota, Metazoa, Chordata, Chondrichthyes, Myliobatiformes, Dasyatidae. The record is from RefSeq and is a predicted model, not a curated record.
AUGUAUUCGGAUCCUUCGGGAAGAGAUCUGUUGGGAAAUAGAACCCUGUUUUUCAUAUUUAUUUGUUCCUUCGCUCUGGUUACCCUCCUGCAGCAGAUCCUCUACGGCAAGAAUUACAUUAAAAGGUACUUUGAGCUGCAGGAAGGCCAUUUUGAGUACAACUCCUCUACGUGCAGGAAGCUGCGGAACGACAUCAUGGAGGUGAAGGUACUCUCCAUGGUGAAGCAGUCCGAGCUAUUCGACCGAUGGAAAACUCUUCAGCUGUGCAAGUGGGAAAGAAACCAGACAGCAGCGAACAUCUUUAAAUCCCACCUGAGUCGAUGCUGCAAUGCGCCAGCGUUUCUAUUUACAACACAGAAGAACACACCCCAGGGGGUCAAGCUGAAGUAUGAGGUGGACAGCAGUGGCUUCCUCUUCAUUGACGCAGAGGUUUUUGAAUUAUUUCCAAAGGAAAUGCCGUACUCACGCUCCCAGUUUAAGAAAUGUGCAGUGGUUGGGAAUGGAGGAAUUCUGAAGAACAGCAGGUGUGGCAACGAGAUCGAUUCUACGGAUUUUGUGUUCAGGUGUAACUUGCCACCGAUCUCGGAGAAGUACAGCACGGACGUUGGACUGAAGACAGAUAUUGUGACAAUAAAUCCAAGCAUUGUGACUGAGAGAUUUCAAAAGCUGGAAAAGUGGAGGCGGCCAUUUUAUGAAGUCCUACAAGCCUAUGAAAAUGCAUCUGUAGUCAUGCCAGCUUUCUACAACACCCGUAACACGGACGUUUCAUUCAGAGUCAAGUAUGUUCUGGACGACUUUGAGUCCCAGCAGUCCAUGUUCUAUUUCCAUCCCCGCUAUCUUGAGAAUGUUUCCCGUUUCUGGAUGAGAUAUGGGCUGAGAGCCAAGCGCCUCAGCAGUGGUCUUAUGCUGGUCACUGCUGCGUUGGAGUUGUGUGAGGAGGUCCACCUGUAUGGCUUCUGGGCAUUUCCCAUGGACCCCUCUGGGUUUUACAUCACCCACCAUUACUACGACAAUGUCAAACCUCGGCCAGGCUUCCAUAAGAUGACUUCUGAAAUCUUCAACUUUCUGCACAUGCACAGUAAGGGGAUUCUACAGGUCCACACAGGGAUUUGUAGCUGA